ACACUAACUACAGUUCAAAGAGCACACCAUCAGAGACUGGCUGAGAGACGGAGACAGAGGGGAUCCCGUGUGCAACACAACUUUAUAUUUCCACAGUUUCCACACUGACAGGAUCUCAUCUUCUGUAGUUGGACCAUUAUCAUCCAACGACAGCACCUAGAAAAUGGUGUUUGGCAUCCGGAAGCGCAUCCAGGACCACCUGGUGGAGCGAAGAAUCCGCAGAAGCCGGCUGGUGACCAAAGAUGGCCACUGCAACAUUGAAUUCGGCAACGUGAAGUACGGCAACCACUUUGCCUUCCUCGUGGACUUCUGGACAACCUUCGUGGAGUUCCGCUGGCGCUUUGUCCUCUUCUUCUUUAUCGCCUCAUUCACCCUGAGCUGGUUCAUCUUCAGCCUGCUGUGGUUCUGGAUCGCCCGGAACAACGGGGACCUGACGUGGCAGAACCCGCCAAGCAACCACACCCCCUGUAUGUGGAACGUCUACGGUCUCACUACGGCCUUCCUCUUCUCCCUGGAGACCCAGACCACCAUCGGGUAUGGUGUACGCGCUGUCACCCCCCAAUGUCCUGGUGCCGUAGCCCUCAUCAUUAUCCAGACUCUCAUAGGGGCCCUCAUACACUGCUUCAUGUGUGGAAUCAUUGUGUCCAAGAUAUCCCUCCCUAAGAAAAGGGCCAAGACCAUCUCAUUCAGUGAGAUGGCUGUCAUCUGUCCUAAGAAGGACUUCCUUUGCCUUAUGAUAAGAGUGGCCAACUUACGCAAGACCCUGAUGAUCGGGAGCCAGAUCUACGGCAAGCUGUUGAGGACAACAGUCAAACCCGACGGGGAGACAAUCAUCAUGGACCAGGUGAACAUUGAGUUCAUGAUGGACGCUGGGAAGGACAACCUCUUCUUUGUGUGCCCUCUCACACUCUACCAUGUGAUUGACAAGACUAGCCCUUUCUUUGAGAUGGCAGUGGACACUCUCCGUAAGCAGGAGUUUGAGCUGGUGGUCUUUCUGGAGGGCACAGCCGAGACCACCAGCUCAGCCUGCCAGGUCAGGACUUCCUUCAUUCCUCAGGAGAUCAUGUGGGGUUACAACUUCCUACCCAUCAUCUCCCGCAGCAAAGAGGGCAAGUACAGAGUGGACUUCUCCAACUUCUCCAAGGUAGUGUCCGUGGCCACUGCACACUGUGCCUACUGCUUCCACAACAUAAUGGGACACCACCUCCCCUCCAUUAAUGCAAUCGACAAUGUUGGAUUUGAAGUUAUUGAUAUCCUAGAAUAAUUUAAUACAACCAAGAUGUGAACUUUUGGAUGGCAAUUUGUGAAUAAUUUUUUUCAUCUUGUAAUAUUUAUAUAGACGGUAGGGUCUGAAAUGAUUGACACCCUUUAUAAAGAUGACCAAUAGUGACUAUAAAAAUUUAUUCAAAUACUGAGCUAUAAUUUUUGCAAUUAUAUUAUUUUAUACUAAGAAAAUUGCUCAGAGAAAGAGAUUUUGUUUAACAAGUAAUAUAUUGGGGUCAAAAGUAUUGACAUCCCUAAGAUUCUUAUAUAUAAAGUAGUCAAAAGUUUAGCAUUUGUUUCCAUAUUCCUAGCAUGCAAUGACUACUUCAAGCUUGUGACUACAAACUUGUUGGAUGUAUUUGCAGUUUGUCUUGGUUGUGUUUCAGAUUAUUUUGAGCCCAACAGAAAUUAAUGGUAAAUAAUGUAUUGUGUCAUUCUGGAGUGAGUUCUAUUGUAAAUAAGAAUAUAAUAUGUUUCUAAACACUUCUACAUUAUUGUGAAUGGUACCAUGAUUAGAAAUAAUCCUGAAUAUAUCGUAAAUAAUGAUGAGUGAGAAAGUUACCCAGGGUCAAAGAUCAUACCCCUAGACAUGCUAACCUCUCACCAUUACCUACUUGAUCCUCUGACCCUCUACUUCGUUCAAGAGACUUAAAAAGCUGAAAUAUUUUAUGCCUUGCAGAGACGUGGCUGUAUGACUAUGUACGUAGGACUCUGCUGUUUCUCCUUUCAGCGGCAUAGUCGGAUGAAGCCAGCCUCUGGCAAGUCCAAAGGGGUCCUCUGCUUCCAGUGUGAAGGAAAUCUUUAGCCUUUGCUCAACUGAUAUAGAAUACCUCAUAGACCCUUUUAUCUACCAAGAGAGUUCUCAUCUGUAAUCAUUACGGCCAUAUAUAUCCCUCCACAAGCCAAUAUCACUCUGAAACUCAACAAACUGUAUGAGACCAUAAACAAACAAGAAACUGCACACCAACUGAUAGGUGCACACCUCCCACUGUAUCUGGAACCUGGACUUCCUGACGGGACGGCCCCAGGUGGUGAGGGUAGGCAACAACACCUUGGCUAUGCUGGCCAUCAACGCAGGGGCCCCUCAAGGGUGUGUGCUUAGUUCCCUCCUGUACUCCCUGUUCACCCACACCUGUGUGGCCAUACACGACACCAACACCAUCAUUAAGUUUGCUGGAGACACAACUGUGGUAGGCCUGAUCAUCGAUGGCAAUGAGACAAGAUUUACAGGAAUGAGGUCAGAGACUGGGCAGUGUGGGGCCAUGACAACAACCUCUCCCUAAACAUCAAUAAGACCAAGGAGCUGAUCGUGGACUACAGGAGAAAUAGGGGAGAGCACGCCCUUCAUCCACAUCGAUGGGGCUGUUGUGGAGCGGUUUGAGAGCUUCAAGUUACUUGGCAUCCACAUCACUAAGAACUUAACAUGGUCCACACCCCCCGCAAAGUCGUGAAGAGGGCACAAAAAAUUGGCGAAGACCCCAUCCACCCAAGCCAUUGACUGUUCACUCUGCUACCGUCUGGCAAACAGUACCGGAGCAUCGGCUCUCUGACCAACAGGCUCCGAGACAGCUUCUACCCCCAAGCCAUAAAACUGCUAAAUAGCCAUAAGACUACUAAAUAAUUCAUAUAUAAACGGAGUGUACAAAACAUUAGUAACAUCUUCCUAAUAUUGAAUUGCACCCCCUUUUGCCCUCAGAACAGCCAGAACAGCCUCAAUUCAGUUGUGUCAAGUUGUGAUACACACAGGAAACUGUUGAGCGUGAAAAACCCAGCAGCCUUGCAUUUCUCCAUACACUCAAACUGGUGCGCCUGGCACCUAAUACCAUGCCCCAUUCAAAGGCACUUAAAUAUUUUGUCUUGUUCAUUCACUGUCUGAAUUGCACACAUACAAAAUCCAUGUCUUAAUUUUUUGUCAUUUAGCAAACGCUCUUAUCCAGAUUGACUUACAGUAGUGAGUGCAUACAUUUUUCAUGCUGGUCCCCUGUGGGUAUCGAACCAUGUUCUACCAACUGAGCCACACUGGACUAUCUUUAACCUGUCUCCUCUUCAUCUACACUUAUUGAAGUGGAUUUCAUAAGUGUCAUCAACAAGGGAUCAUAUCUUUCACCUCGAUUCACCUGGUCAGUCUAUGUCAUGAAAAGAGCUGGUGGUCCUAUUGUUUUGUAUAUUCAGUGUAAACACACGAAAUACACACUCACUACACUGACACUCUCACACGAAACCCACACACAUGCACAUACACUACAUACACAUGCACAUAACACACACACGCAUACCGACCACACAAACACACAUAUACACACACACGCAUAACGACACAACACAAACACAAACACAAACACACAGACACACACACACACAGACACACGCAAACAUACACACACACACACACACUUUUACACUCAUAUGCUCUGUUCUUUAUUUUACUCUUAUUAUUAUCUAUCCUGAUACUUAUCCUUCUUUUAUGUACAUAUCUACCUCAAAUACCUUGUUAUUAUCUAUCUUGAUACUUAUCCUUCCUUUAUGUACAUAUCUACCUCAAAUACCUUGUUAUUAUCUAUUCUGAUACUUAUCCUUCCUUUAUGUACAUAUCUACCUCAAAUACCUUGUUAUUAUCUAUUCUGAUACUUAUCCUUCCUUUAUGUACAUAUCUACCUCAAAUACCUUGUUAUUAUCUAUUCUGAUACUUAUCCUUCCUUUAUGUACAUAUCUACCUCAAAUACCUCAUACCCCUGCACGUUGAUCUGGUACUGGUACUCCCUGUAUAUACUGUAGCUCCAUUCUUGUGUAUUUUACUCCUCUUGUGUUACAAUUUUUCGUUGUAUUAUUAUUUCUUAACUCUGCAUCGUUGGGAAGUGCUUGUAAGUAAGCAUUUCACGGUUAAGGCUACACCCGUUGUUUUCGGUGCAUGUGACAAAUAUAAUUUGAUUUGAUUUACUCUAACUUGAUUGAUAGCCUGAAAUGGCUUCUUGGUAGCUAGUUAUAAAGUUGGGAGAUUGGGAACUAUAAUAAAAUUGCUAGGUGGCUAGUAGUAUUAUAGAGAAACAACAACAAAAAUACACUUCUUUUAAUCGGACAAAUCUGAGGUGACACGUGCACCUAUGGGCAUGACGUCUUGGAUUAUUAUUAUAGUUAUUUAUUUUUUUGCCGUUAUUGUUGAUGUAAUUAUCUCACUUCACUUUAGCAACAUUUGCUUUGUCAUUCAUGCUAAUAAAGCUUAUCUGUAUCUCAA
Salmo salar (Atlantic salmon) is the source of this 4495-nucleotide messenger RNA. Its product is annotated as ATP-sensitive inward rectifier potassium channel 1-like. NCBI's taxonomy places the organism in Eukaryota, Metazoa, Chordata, Actinopteri, Salmoniformes, Salmonidae. The record is from RefSeq and is a predicted model, not a curated record. Gene Ontology annotation, cellular component: plasma membrane. Gene Ontology annotation, molecular function: ATP-activated inward rectifier potassium channel activity. Gene Ontology annotation, biological process: potassium ion import across plasma membrane; regulation of monoatomic ion transmembrane transport.